Messenger RNA from Sorghum bicolor (sorghum), 2141 nucleotides. RefSeq lists its product as uncharacterized. The coding region runs from base 117 to 1793 and encodes 558 amino acids. The record is from RefSeq and is a predicted model, not a curated record. The transcript has 10 exons. NCBI's taxonomy places the organism in Eukaryota, Viridiplantae, Streptophyta, Magnoliopsida, Poales, Poaceae.
UUGCUAGCACAAAUGGAUCAAAAGUCGUACGGAUGAUAUACACUCGACCCGAAAUGGACACUUAGCGAUGAAAUCCGGAUUCACAAAACCCUAGCGACCUCGAUUCCUCCCCAGGCAUGGCCGUCGGCCCCUACACUCUCCGCGUCUCCCCGCCGCCGCGGCUCGAUGCCUUGCUCUUCCCACAGCUGCGGCCUCACCUACGUUGCCGCGUGUCCGCUCGGGUUGCUGCCGCCGGCACCAGCUGGUCUCCCGCCGCCGGUGACUCCGAAGAUGGGGUCGGCGGCUGGUGGGUUCCCGAGUACGAGAAGCCGAUGAAACAGGGGAGGAGGAUUGGGUUUGGGAGAGCUGUCGUGGUUGGGCUGGGAGCUCCUGUGGCGAUCGCCUUGGCUGGGCUGGCGUGGCGCUUCCCAUCCUCCAGGAAGCGUAUACAGCAACUCAUUGUUGCUCCAUUACACUAUGUUCAAGAGAAAAUGUCAACAAUGGAGUCAACAGAGACAAUCAAGGAGGAUGCAAGUGACAGGGAAUCUGAUGAAAUUGAAAUUUCUAGUGCAACACAUGAUAAGAAGGCUGAAGCAAUAACUGAUGAUUCAAGGCAAAACUACAGAACAGAAACUGCCAGCCAUUUUCCAUUUGGAGUUCCUACAGAUCCUGUACAUGAGGAGGCUUUCUCUAUAUUGAAGAAGCUACAGAUAAUUGAGAAAGAUGUUAGCUCCAGUGAUUUUUGUACACGGAGGGAAUUUGCAAGAUGGUUUGUUAAGUUAUGCUCAAAGUUUGAGAGGAAAAGGAUGCAAAGGAUUGUUCCUAGUAAAUUAACUUCUGGCGCGGUCCAAUGUGCCUUUGAUGAUGUCAAUAUUGACGACCCAGACUUCCUAUAUAUCCAAUCUUUAGGAGAAUCUGGUAUCGUAUCCAGCAAGUUGUCAAACUCCUUGGAAACACUGACAAGUGGCUCUCAUUCCAAGGGAAAUUCCUUGUUCCUACCUGAUAGUUACCUCUCUCGUUUCGAUCUUGUCAACUGGAAAGUGCUUGUUGAGCAUCCAUUUGCAGAAAUAGACCAAAAGAUGCUGAGUCAAAAUGUUUGCAUUUUGGAUCUGCGUGCCUGCCCAGAUGUUUCUCCGUCCAUGCUCAUAGAGCUAAUGGCUGGUGAAAACAGCAUCAUCAGCAGAGUUUUUGGAAAUACUAGACGCCUUCAACCAGACAAACCUGUAACUAAAGCGCAAGCAGCUGCUGCACUAACCAGUGGUCGAAUGAAGGAAGCAAUUCAGGAAGAGUUAAAUAGACUUGAAGCAGAAAACCAAGCCCAUCUUUCUGUUAUAGCUGAAAUAUUGGAAGAGUUAAUUAGUAGGGGAGAUAUACAACAACAAUGGGAGGAAAUGAUGAAAAAGGAGCAAGAACGGGCUCUUAAAGUUGACAAUAAUCUUCAACAUGUGUUGCAUGAGCUUGCAAAUGAGAGGACAGACAGAGAAGAGGAACUAGCAGACUUGUUGAAAGAAAGAGCAGAUUUAGAACGCCAGAAUCAGGAACUUAUAAAUUUAAGGUCAGAAGUUGAUGGAAUGUAUGAUAGAUUAGCAACUGAGAAUGAAGAGGUCAUGGCUGAUCAGCAAACUUUGGAAAACCAGUUGUCCGACAUGACCAGCAAGCAUCAAACUGUCAAUGAAGCUAAAUCAUAUCUUGAAGCUGAGAAGGAAGCUCUUACAAUGCUAAGGACUUGGGUGGAAGAUGAAGCAGCACGUGUCCAUGAACGAGCUGAGACACUUGAGAAGGCUUUGAGAAGAUGGCGAAUCCCAGAAGAUUGAUCCUUCCAAACUAACUGUGUUUUGCAUCGGUAAAGUCUUGCUCAAAGUUUUUGAAGCUCUUUGGCUCCAGAGCAUAUGCCAUCUGAAUAAUUCUCAAUGGUAUGGGAUGGUUGUGCCUUAAUGUUCUAUUAGUUUAUUUUCCUUUGGUGCUUCUUGACAUCUUGCUGCCAUUCUAAGGGCACACUGGCACCUGGAAACCUUUUCCGCAUUCAUGUAGAUAUUUUUGAUGCCUUGAUGUUGUAGCUGUGCUCGUCAAGUCUAAACUGGAUCUUGGUACAUGGGUGUACUUGCGUGAAACUGUGCAAGCCUGGAAGGGUGUUGCUCCUUCAAAUUUCAUGCUAUAUGCUA